UGUGGAAAUUUAAUACAUCUCAGGCUAAGCUACAUUUCAGGCAGUUCAACAUGGUAGCAGCAAGUCAUUUUCAGCUGUGGUCAUGAGCACCAGUUAGCAGUGGUGCACGCUUCAUGCAAUAGGCUCUCAAUAUUUCUUGACUUUGGAAUGAGCACACUAAACUCAACGUUUUUGAUCAACUUUGCGUAUUCAUGCUCACAGAGGUUUCAAAGAAAUUGUAGUGCAGCCUACAACUUUCAGAACUGAACUGCAGAUUGACUGCAACAAACUGCAAGGAUUUGUCAACUUAAGAAUAUUAUUGAUUAGCACAUUUUGAGUCCCAAAGAUGGCUGAUUUAUCAAGCAACUACACUGAACUGUCGCCUGUUUUAGUCGCUCUGCGGACUUGCUUCAUCGUUCUCAUUGGACUGCUGAUUGUAGCUGGCAACAUUCUUUCGAUCUCUGUGACGCGCCGCAUGACCAACUUGGCCGACAGCACCAAGGUCCUCAUGACCAUGUUGGCGGCCAGCGACCUGCUUGUUGGGUUAUUGUCACUUGUCACCAGCGUCGCUUCCGGUCUUAACCGGUGGCCGUAUGGUGACAUAGGAUGCACCAUGGCCUCAUACUGUAUGAAUACGAUUCUCUGCAUGUCUUUGUUCUCAAUAAUCAGCCUGAAUGUUGAUCGUUACAUCGCGAUAACGAAACCUUACAAGUUUCCUGUAUGGUGCACCAAACGACGGGCCAUCAUUCUUGUACUCGCUACGUCAAUUGUAUCUGUAUUAGGUUCAAUACCUGCGUACUUAAUAGGAACCCAGUAUUUCGCCGGCCCAGCGUUGUGCUAUUACAGAAACGGUACAAAUGUGCUAAACAUAAUUGCCUUUCUGUGGUGUAAUAUCAUCCCGACGCUUGUCAUGACGGGACUCUACUAUCGCAUUAUUCGCAUCAGUCGCCAACACGAGCUACGGGAAAACCGUAACCAGAACGCGGAAAACAACGUCACCAGGGAGCACAAAGCGCUGAAGGCAUUUCUUGUGGUGAUGCUGACGUUUUCUGCGUGCUACAUACCUUUUAAUUUGAUGCACAUCGUGGAGCGUUCAACGGAUUGGGCCAGUCCGGACUGGCUCAGGUUUCUAACUUUUUGGUUGCUUUAUUCCAACAGCGCCUUCAACGUGUUUAUUUACUGUCUCUUCAACCAGGCUUACCGCCAAACGGCGAAGAAGAUCAUUACCGAGAGACUCCCGUGUUUGAAAAGGUCGACCGUUGGACCGUUGAAUAUCUAAUCGAUAUAUGCAUGAACAGUAGGUGGCGCCGUGUCAUCCACGGUGUGAGCACCAUGUGCAAGACACAAUGUGCUCGUGUAUUGGUUCGUGGGUGCACGUGCACAGUACGCAAGAAUCAUUCUAGCUUGUGAACAAGCUUGAAUCGUGUCAGUGUCAGGCUUAAGGCAUCCCUACAUUCAUAAGUUCAUCUUAACUCUCCCUCUUUGAGGGGAUACCAUCGAGGGGGUAAGUCUUGGGGUUCCCGGCACUUUAUGAAAACAAGAUUCCCUGAGUUUUCCCUGAUGUUUCCCUGAGAAGUUUCCACAAUUCCCUGAGAAAUAUGUUCACUUUAACGAGGAUUCUGGGAAGUCAAAAGGUGGUUGCAGCAAAGCAACUAAGCUAAAGUCUGAUACUAGUCACACCGCAUAAACGAUUAUUUCAGCAGCGAUUUUGGAAGUUGUUUGAUCGACAGUGUGACAUAAACAACAUU
Patiria miniata (bat star) is the source of this 1727-nucleotide messenger RNA. RefSeq names its product octopamine receptor 1-like. Gene Ontology annotation, molecular function: neurotransmitter receptor activity; G protein-coupled serotonin receptor activity. NCBI's taxonomy places the organism in Eukaryota, Metazoa, Echinodermata, Asteroidea, Valvatida, Asterinidae. The coding region runs from base 326 to 1258 and encodes 310 amino acids. Gene Ontology annotation, biological process: G protein-coupled receptor signaling pathway, coupled to cyclic nucleotide second messenger; chemical synaptic transmission. The transcript has a single exon. Gene Ontology annotation, cellular component: dendrite; membrane. The record is from RefSeq and is a predicted model, not a curated record.